This is a messenger RNA of Cladocopium goreaui, 2079 nucleotides long. NCBI's taxonomy places the organism in Eukaryota, Dinophyceae, Suessiales, Symbiodiniaceae. The record is from the annotation of a GenBank genome assembly.
AUGGCGACGAGUUUUGUGGCUCCGGUGAACUUGAGCCAGGUGGGAGCUCCAUCUCUUGCUCGCUCCAGGCCGUUAGAGGUGAAGCCAACUGCACAGCUGUCGGGUGCAUCGGGUGCAUGGAGUUCCCAUGCGUGGUGCGCCUCGUUGAUGUUUGGUGCAGUAGCCACUCUGCAUGCGACCCGCGGUUCUAACAGCGCCCGUGCUGGUCGACGCAGCAGGCUUCCACGCUUUGUGGCCACCCUCGACAAGCCAGGCAUCAUCGAGAGAGAGGACAUCCGCAACAUCGCCAUCAUUGCGCACGUGGAUCACGGGAAGACCACCCUGACGAACGCGCUGAUGAAACAGUGUGGAUUGGAGAAGGUCAAAUCUAUGGAUAGCGACCAGUUGGAACAGGAGCGAGGCAUUACCAUCCUGGCAAAGAAUGCAGCAGUCAGCUACAAGGGCAUCAAGAUCAACAUUGUGGACACGCCCGGGCACGCCGACUUUGGCGCGGAGGUGGAACGUAUUCUGAAUAUGGCGGAUGCCUGCCUCCUGCUAGUGGAUGCAGCGGAAGGACCAAUGCCUCAAACCAAGUUCGUGUUGAGGCAAGCCUUGAAGUUGAAGAAGAAGAUCAUCGUUUGCAUCAACAAGGUUGACAAGCCUGCCUCCCGAGUGGAUUGGGUCUUGGAUACCACCUUCGAUCUCUUCGGCUGCCUCGGUGCGGACGACGAAGCCUGCGACUUUCCCGUGGUCUAUGCUUCUGGUUUCCAGGGCGUCGCAUCCAACGAAGGUCCAGACUCAUUGGAAAAGGACUUGACGCCUUUGCUGGAUACGAUCCUGGAGGAGACCCCUUGUCCAAAGAUCGACAACUCGGCACCUCUUCAGAUGUUGGUGUCGAACUUGGACUACGAUGACUACGUGGGGCGCAUUUGCAUCGGUCGUUUGAUCUCUGGAGACUUGAAAGUGGGUCAGGAGGUUGGCAUCAAGUAUGGUGAGGAUGGAGAGCUUCGGAAGGGGAACGUCACCAAGCUCUGGCAGUUCAACAACAACGACCGAGUUCCAACCGACGUGAUCAAAGCUGGAGACAUCUGCUGCUUCUCUGGCAUUGGCGAGGUGAAGAUCGGAGAUACCGUGGUGGACCUUGAAACGCCCAUGGCCUUGCCUCCCAUCGAGGUGGAGGAACCCACUGUGGCCAUGGAGUUUACCAUCAACAAAUCCCCCUUCGGACUCUCUACCCUUGCCUUCCCGGUCGACUUUCUGGAGGAGUCCACGAAGGUGACGGCUCCGCAGGUCAAGGCGCGAUUAGAGAAAGAAUGCCUCACCAACUUGGCCAUUCGAAUGGAUGGCGGGAGCACGUCAGAGAGCUUCAAAGUGAAGGGCCGUGGCACUUUGCAGUUGGGCAUUUUGAUGGAGAACAUGCGCCGCGAGGGUUUUGAGUUCAUGGUUUCCGCGCCCGAAGUUUUGCUCCGUGAAAAUCCUGACACUGGAAAGCAAGAGGAACCCUACGAGGAAGUGGUCAUUGACGUGCCGAACGACUUCCAAGGUGUCAUCAUGGAGGAGAUGCAAAGGAAGCAGGGUGUGCUGCAAAGCAUGGAGGCGGGCGCUGUGGAAAAUUCCACUGUCCUCACCUUCGAAAUCCCAACGCGCUGUACUAUUGGCUUGCCGGGCAAGUUUGCGCAGAGGACCUCAGGUAGCGCGGUGAUGUCGUCCCAGUUCUCGCAUUGGGGACCGUUUGAUGGAAGUGAAGUGAAGAUUCGAGAAAAGGGCUCCAUUGCCACCACAGCCACAGGGAAGGCAACCUACUAUAGUCUCUUAAACUUCCAGCUGAAGGGCCGUUUCUUCGUUGAGCACGCUGAAGAAGUCUAUGCUGGACAAGUGAUCGGGAUGCACAACCGGGAGACGGACCUGACAGUCAACAUCACCAAGGAGAAGGCUGUGAGUAACGUGCGCGCGGCGUGCGCGCAGGUCACGGAGAAUCUGAACGGGAAAAUUCAGAUGAGCAUCGACGACUGGUUGGGUUUCAUGGACACGGACGAGGUCCUGGAGGUGACACCUCUGGAGUGUCGAUUGGCCAAGAAGACAGCCAUGAAGAUGAAGUGA